Funneliformis caledonium is the source of this 1668-nucleotide messenger RNA. NCBI's taxonomy places the organism in Eukaryota, Fungi, Glomeromycota, Glomeromycetes, Glomerales, Glomeraceae. The record is from the annotation of a GenBank genome assembly.
AUGACAUGUUUACCGGUUGAAUGUAUUAGAGAAAUUUUAGAGUAUCUUUAUGAUGAUACAAUUUCUCUGCAUUCCUGUCUUUUGGUGAAUCGAAGCUGGUGUGAAAUCACUAUUCCAAUACUUUGGAGAAAUCCAUUUGGAAGGGAUUUGACGGCCAAACGUUAUAUACUGCUGAUAAAUACUUAUAUGUCUCGCCUCUCAAUGGAAGAACGAGGUUCCAUUGAUUCAACAAUUGAAAAAUCAACUUUCGAUUAUUCCACGUUCUUACGAGUUUUCGAUUGUGAAAAAAUCUUAUUGGCAUUUCGUUGUUGGGCAAUUCCUUUUUCCUCCUUUAGUUUGUUCAAGCCUUUAAUUCAGCAUUUCAUUUAUAAUUCUCCAAAAUUUGAUCGAGUGGAUUUUAAAAAGAAUAUGCUGUUUAAUGAUAAUAUUUUCUUAUUUCCUGGGGCAAGACAAAGUUUUGCAAAACUACGUAGCUGUAAUUUCUUUGGAGAAUAUACAAAAGGCCUAAUUGAUUCUUGCGCAGGAAUGGCGAAUGAUAUUCGUUAUAUAACUUUUCGUUGUCUCGAACCUCAACAUUCUAACGGUGAUGAUUUGGUAACAUCGGACUCUUCGAUGGAUGGAUUGGCUCACUUGAUAAGGUCUCAAAAGCAUUUAAAGAAAAUUAUCUUAUCAGACGGAAGAUUAAACACGAUAUUCAAGAAUGAAGUUUUUGAUUCUUUAACGACUCAAUCAAAUACUUUAACCGUGAUCAAAUUCUUGUCGAUUAAUUUUCAUGAGAGAUUUCCUUUGGAUCAAUUAUUAACUUGUAAAAAUUUAAAAGUUUUAAAAAUUGUUAAUUGUAGGAAUUAUGGGAAUGAAGUUAUAAUCACGGGAAAGACACAUCAAUUUCGUCAAUUAAAGGCCAUUACUUUUAGUUCAAGCAGACUUCCUUUUGAACUUUACAGAAAAUUAAUCUCUUUGGCAGGCGAUUCUUUACAAACGGUUAUUUUGAUGGGAAAGGUGUUUAUGGAUACGCCUCCUUUACCAAAUCCUUUUACAAAUAAUAAUAACACAUCAGCAAGGUUUAACUCCAUCUCAACUUCAUCCUCUUCUUUCAUCCUGGAGCCAUUCGUUGAAUUCUGCCCGAAUAUAAAGCAGAUUUUGGCAUGUGUAAAUGAAAGUCAAUUAGCUUAUUUACCAUCCUUAUUGCGUUCAUGUAGAAACUUGAAACGGUUAAGUUUAUAUGAUUCAAAAUAUCAAUCACGAUCUUUUCACACAUCAGUGAAGGAUAUGCAAUCUAUCAAUGUUGAAGAUUUAUUAGCGAGGGUUGGACAAUCGAUACCUUCAUCAUUAAUUAAAUUCAAUAUUAAUAUGAAUUGGAACUUUAGCGCUGAAGUUUUUGGAUUAUUUUUACAAAAUAUUAAUAAGACCUUGAGUUCGACAGUACCUUUAUCAGAUGGUACGAGGAAAGGUAUGAUGGUGACGAGAUCGAUUCAAUUGCAAAGGUUAUCGUUACAAUUUUGUACUUGUAUAACUGAUGAACAUUUAGAAAUGUUUUAUAAGUAUCCCGUUAAAAGUUUAAACACAUUGAAGAUUAGGGGUGCCGAAGGCGUCAGUGAAGAUGGGUUUAGGAAAUUUGCAGAUUUCUUUGGAGAUUGUGUUAGUGUGCCUCAGAAAUUCAGGAAGUAA